This is a messenger RNA of Cajanus cajan (pigeon pea), 382 nucleotides long. Lineage: Eukaryota; Viridiplantae; Streptophyta; Magnoliopsida; Fabales; Fabaceae. The record is from RefSeq and is a predicted model, not a curated record.
GAAUCCAUAGAGAAUAUACACUAUUGUUUAAGUCAAGAUAGCUUCACUCAGAAUUAGAAUGGCUUCCAUCAAGAUAGCUUUGGCAACGUUGUUUCUUGCUUUAAUAGCUUGCAAUGGGCUUGAUUUGGCAAGGGCAGUAGUUCAUGGUGAAUGUGAUAAAAAUGAUGACUGCAAGCUAAUUUUAUCAAACUGUAAAGGAAAAGGCAUUUGUGACAAUGGCAUUUGCAGGUGUGUCGAGAGCAAAGCAUCCUUGGAAGGGUGUCAAACAACUAGUGAUUGUGAUUUAGUUUGUGGUUUUCCAUGCUUUCCUUUAUAUUGUGACGUAAAAACGGGUGAAUGUAAAUGUAGCUGUUAAGUGAUCGUCUAAUUAAUAAACUUGCCA